AUGAAUGGCCCGAACAUGGAGGAGAUGCCAUUCGAAAGAGUCAAGACCCGGCGGAGGAAGGGUCACUGCCCGGCCGGCGCGUCCCUGGGCGCCAUAACCUGCGAGGACGAGUUCAACAGCCAGGAGCUGGAGUCCCUCUUCCAGAACUACAACCUGAAGCUCGAGCAGACCGCCACCCUCAAGGCGCUGGCGGUGCUCAUCGUGGCGGCGUCGUCGCUCUCCCUGGUGGAGCUGCUGUCCAGUCCGCGCCUCACCUUGUCCAAGGGCUCCUACCCGGUGCACUGCGUGGUGUUCCUGUCGCUCUUCAUCGUCACCAAUGUCAAAUACCUGCAGGUGACGCAGCUGCAGCAGAUAGCGAAGCUGGCCCUGCUCUUCAGCUUCACCUUUGCGCUGCUCUGCUGCCCGUUCCCGCUGGCGCUCGGCACGUCGGAGCUGCUGAGCGCCGCUGCCCCCGAGCAAGGCGUGUGGCAGCUCAUGCUGGUCACCCUCGUGGCUUACGUGCUGCUGCCGGUGCGCACGCUGCUGGCCGUGUUGUUCGGGCUGAUGCUGGCCACCUUUCACUUCAUCGUUAUAGCCACGUCGUUCACGGGAAGGAGACAGAAGCUGUGGAGACCGCUGGUGGCCAACGCGGUGCUGUUCACCAGCGUCAACUUGUCGGGGGUGUUUGUGAGGAUUCUCACCGAGCGCACCCAGAGGAAAGUCUUCCUGCAAGCCCGCAACUGCAUCGAGGAGAGGCUGAGACUGGAGGAUGAGAAUGAGAAGCAGGAGCGUCUGCUAAUGAGCCUACUGCCCAGGAAUGUUGCCAUGGAGAUGAAGGAGGACUUCCUGAAGCCGCCUGAACGGAUCUUUCACAAGAUCUACAUCCAACGUCACGACAAUGUCAGCAUCCUGUUUGCAGACAUUGUAGGUUUCACCAGCUUGGCUUCUCAGUGUACUGCUCAGGAACUGGUCAAACUGCUCAACGAACUCUUUGGGAAGUUUGAUGAGCUGGCUACAGAGAAUCACUGCAGGCGGAUAAAGAUCCUGGGGGACUGUUACUACUGUGUGUCAGGCCUGACCCAACCCAAGGCAGACCACGCCCACUGCUGUGUGGAGAUGGGUCUGGACAUGAUUGACACAAUUGCGUCGGUGGUGGAGGCGACAGAAGUGGAUCUGAACAUGCGUGUCGGCCUGCAUACUGGACGGGUGCUGUGUGGUGUUCUGGGCCUCAGGAAAUGGCAGUAUGACGUCUGGUCAAACGAUGUCACACUGGCAAAUGUGAUGGAGGCUGGAGGGCUGCCUGGCAAGGUGCACAUCACAAGGACCACCCUGGAGUGUUUGAAUGGAGACUACGAGGUGGAGCCGGGCCUCGGCCACGAGAGACAUGCCUUUCUUCAGAAACAUCACAUAGAGACGUUUUUCAUCGUGCCAUCACACAGGCGCAAAAUCUUUCCCGGGCUUAUUCUGUCAGACAUCAAACCAGCCAAGAGAAUGAAGUUCAAGACGGUGUGCUACCUGCUGGUGCAGUUGAUGCACUGUAGGAAGAUGUUCAAGGCCGAGAUCCCCUUCUCCAACGUCAUGACCUGUGAGGAUGACGACAAGCGGAGGGCCCUGCGGACUGCGUCAGAGAAGAUGAGGAGCCGGACGUCCUUCUCAGCCACGGCUGUGCAGCACUCCCCGGGAACACGAGUCAACCGCUACAUUGGGCGGCUCAUCGAGGCGCGGCAGACUGAGUCCGAGACCACAGACCUCAACUACAUCACCCUGUUCUACAGGAGCAGAGACAAGGAGCGCAGGUACCACCAGGUGUACGACGACCAUUUCAUCAGUGCGGUGGUUCUCUCUCUGAUCCUCGCUGCUCUGUUUGGCCUUAUCUAUUUGCUAAUGAUCCCACAGGGGAUGCUGGUGCUAUUGCUGCUGGUGCUGUGUGUGUGUUUCCACGUGGCCUGUGUCAUGUACCUGCAUCUCACCAGUGUUCAGUGCCAACCGGGCUGCCUCACCAUCCAGAUCAGAACAGUGCUGUGUGUCUUCCUCGUUCUGCUCACCUACUCUGUUACCCAGGCCUGUGUGGUGGGAUGUGUUCCUUGGGGCAGAGUUGGGACAAACUCCAGCCUCUUGGUUGAGGACGUCCCUGCAGACGACAACAGCACGGCGGCCGACAAAGCUUGUACCAGCAUGGCGUACGCCCUGCUGUCCUGCGUGGCCGGCACCCUCACUCUUGUCCCCUACCUCCGAGUCUCCUCGGUCCCCAAGAUCCUCCUGCUCCUCCUCCUCUCUGUCACCUACACCGUCGUCAUGGAGACCAGCGGCUAUCGCCAAGCCGUGGGAGGAGGGUUUCUCCACACACGGGGUUAUGAUCCUGUGUUGGCUGCCUUGCUGUUUUCUGGAGCUCUUGCUCUGCAUUCAAGACAGCUGGACCUGAAACUGCGACUCGACUAUCUCUGGGCAACUCAGGCGGAGGAGGACAGAGGCGACAUGGAGAAGGUGAAGCUGGACAACAAGAGGAUCCUGUUCAACUUGCUGCCGGCUCAUGUGGCUCAGCACUUCCUCAUGUCAAACCCCAGGAACAUGGACCUGUACUACCAGUCCUACGCUCAGGUUGGAGUGCUGUUCGCCUCCAUCGCCAACUUCAACGACUUCUACAUUGAGCUGGACGGGAACAACAUGGGCGUCGAGUGCCUCAGGCUGCUCAAUGAGAUCAUUGCUGACUUUGAUGAGCUGAUGGACAAAGACUGCUACAGGGAUAUUGAAAAAAUCAAGACUAUUGGCAGUACAUACAUGGCUGCUGUAGGGCUGGUUCCUACAACUGCCUCCAAGGCAAAGAAGUCCAUCACCUCACAUUUAUGCACAGUGUCAGAUUUUGCCAUUGAUAUGUUUGACGUCCUGGAUGCCAUCAACUACCAGUCUUACAACGACUUUGUCCUGAGAGUAGGUAUCAAUGUGGGACCAGUGGUGGCAGGAGUGAUUGGAGCCAGAAGACCUCAGUAUGACAUCUGGGGAAACACAGUGAACGUAGCCAGCAGGAUGGACAGCACUGGAGUACAAGGAAAGAUACAGGUGACAGAAGAAGUCCAUCGUAUCAUUACAGACCACUACGACUUUGUCUGCCGAGGCCAGGUCAGCGUGAAGGGAAAAGGUCAGAUGCUUACAUACUUCCUGGAAGGGCGCAGGCAAGGCAGCAGGCUGUCUCAAAUCCAGCACCAGUCCGGCAAUGCAGAGCGCCGGUCCAGCGCGUUCACCCAGGGCAGCGUUUGCACCCGGCUAAGCCCCGCCCCCACCGUGGCCACCUACGCUACCAGCAGGACCCCGAGCCUGAGCGUGGGCAAACCAACCACCUCCACCAGCACCACCAGGUACCUGCCCACUGUCCCCACGGCAACGGUGUGA
Anoplopoma fimbria (sablefish) is the source of this 3366-nucleotide messenger RNA. Its product is annotated as adenylate cyclase type 1-like. Gene Ontology annotation, cellular component: plasma membrane. Gene Ontology annotation, molecular function: adenylate cyclase activity. Gene Ontology annotation, biological process: intracellular signal transduction; cAMP biosynthetic process; adenylate cyclase-activating G protein-coupled receptor signaling pathway. The transcript has 20 exons. Lineage: Eukaryota; Metazoa; Chordata; Actinopteri; Perciformes; Anoplopomatidae. The record is from RefSeq and is a predicted model, not a curated record. The coding region runs from base 1 to 3366 and encodes 1121 amino acids.